This is a messenger RNA of Pocillopora verrucosa, 826 nucleotides long. NCBI's taxonomy places the organism in Eukaryota, Metazoa, Cnidaria, Anthozoa, Scleractinia, Pocilloporidae. The record is from RefSeq and is a predicted model, not a curated record.
UGAUGUGGAUGAAAAAGUGUUAGCUGAUGCCAUUAAGAUGACAAAUAUUGCUGUCAACCUGUGUUUGUCAAACAAGUUCCUUCAAGCACAAGCUAAACUGGAACCAUGGAUAAAUGAAAGCAUGUACCAUGCUCUUGGUUACAGCACCAUCAUGUAUCUCCAGGCUAUGAUGACAUUUGAACCUCAAGCUAUACAGCAAGCAAGUAACAGCAAUAAACUUGCUUUAGAUGUGUGUGAAAGAUACAGAAGGAAACACACAUGGACAGAAUCAUUUACUAGCUGGAUUUGGAAUCCAUCCUAUGAUAAUUUAACAGAAGUGGAAAGACAUGCUGAGCUGUGCUAUGCCGAGUGUUUAUUUAUGAGGGCAUUACUCACAUUUAUACAGGAUGAAAAUCUGGUCAGCUUCAUUCGCGGAGCUCUAAAAAUCAGAAGUGCUUAUCAGACUUACAAGACUUGCCUGGACAUGGUUGCCCAUCAGCCAUCAUCUCUUCAGCAUUCACCACAAAGAAAGGACUUUGAAGGAGGAGUUCACCUUGGCAUUGGAGGAUUUAAUUUGGUGACAGUUCAAAAAAUGUUGUCCCUACUUCCUGCAAAGAUAAUCAAGUUGUUAGAGUGGGUUGGUUUUUCAGGAGACAAGUUUUUAGGUCUGGAUCACUUAGACCAAGGAUGCAGAGACCAGAACUUAAGAUCGCCCAUGUGUGCCAUGGUUCUGCUCGCCUAUCACAGUGUAAUAACUUAUUACCUUGGUAAGUGGUCAGAUUUAAAACUUAUUACCUUGAUUACUGAUAACACGUGCACAGAUACCUCAGCGGAAAUACUAAAGUAA